Ogataea philodendri is the source of this 660-nucleotide messenger RNA. RefSeq lists its product as uncharacterized. NCBI's taxonomy places the organism in Eukaryota, Fungi, Ascomycota, Pichiomycetes, Pichiales, Pichiaceae. The transcript is spliced from 2 exons. Bases 1 to 660 code for a protein of 219 amino acids. The record is from RefSeq and is a predicted model, not a curated record.
AUGGUAAACUUGUCGGCCUUAAACUCGUUGAUGACCGAGUCUGGGAGAUCCGCCAGUUGUGUCUGCGGUUCUUCGAGCCCUGCCUGUUUGAACGGCUCAGAUGCUGCUGCCGAAUUGCCAAACGGUUGUCCAAACGGACUAUUAUUAGUUAAUGGGCUCGACGAUGUUUGGCCGAACGGUGUCGGCUUAGCAGGCUGGCUGGCUACCUGGUUGAAAGGGCUUACCUUUUGGGAGCCAAACGCUCCGAAACCGCUUUGUCCAAACCCUGACGUCGGCUGCGCUGUAUGGGAAGUAGCACCGAACGGGCUUGGUGCUGGGUUUGUACUUGCGCUUCCGAACGGGUUGGGCUUGGCAGCUGCGCUGCCAAAUGGUGAUGAUGCCUGGCCGAAUCCGGACUGGCCGAAUGCUGAGGCGCCAGCAGAGGGAGCGGUGGAGGAGGAUCCAAACGGAUUAGCAGGGGCUGUCGCAGUUUGUCGUCCAAAUGGGCCUGUGUUAGAUGCGGUGCCAAAAGCUGAGGACCCUGCGGAUUGGAAAGGGUUGGCGAUAGAGUUGGCUCCAAAUGGAUUCGGUUUGGCAGUGGCAGAGCUCUGGAACGGGUUCGAGAUACUGGCGCCUCCAAAGGCGUUUGAUGUGGCUGGCGCCCCGAACGGCGAGUUUUGA